Homarus americanus (American lobster) is the source of this 389-nucleotide messenger RNA. RefSeq lists its product as uncharacterized. The record is from RefSeq and is a predicted model, not a curated record. The transcript is spliced from 3 exons. Lineage: Eukaryota; Metazoa; Arthropoda; Malacostraca; Decapoda; Nephropidae. The annotation marks the transcript as partial.
GGGACGAGGGAGAGCGACUAGUGCGGCGGGUGUCGUACCUCAAGGCCACGUCUGGGGACCGCAUGUAUUCUGACUCCGACCUCGACUCCGACAACGACGACCGAAGUGGUUUGAGGGUUGAAGGCGGAGAGGAGGCGAGUGUUGUGGGCGGGGUGAGUGUGGCGAGCAGUGAGCCCGCCCCAGGCACGCCCGCAGGCCCUCUGUGUGUGGGUGACCUGCCCUCCCCUGCCUCUCUCCAGUCUGCCGUGCUCAGACAGGGCGCCCUCCACGUUAAACUGACCAUGGUCGACGGAAAGAGGCUGGUGACCGGUCGUGGAAGGCGGUGUGGGCGGUGGUGGUGGGUCACUCAAUUAUAUUUUACAAGGAUCGACAGCACGCCGGGCAGGUAA